GCAUUUGCAGUAGGGUUAGCUCAAUUUCCCAAGAAUAUACGGUAGGGAAUUCUUUCGAGCUUCUACUGGUGCUUACUGCUACUGUAUGUACCUGUACCACUGCACAGUGUCUUUGCCUCAACCAUCGCGCCUUCACAUACUGUACAGGAGAGUCCAAGUCGGCUUCAUCUGAGCCGUUGAACCUGAACUCUAAGGUAGUUUAGCAUUCCAAUCAGCAAAGUAUGCGUACAAUACAAGGCUCUUUCCCACAAAUCUGGAGAAGGAAUAUGUAACAUAUCGCCGUUUGACAGUCAAAAUCCCGUCCGAUUUCGUUCACACUACAGCAUCCAUCCGACCAAUGCGACCAUCAUGGAGACGAACACAGCAUUAUCACGCUUGCGCGCCGCGAUAGGAGAAUGGAACAAGCUCCUGACGAGAGCGGAGAAUUGCCGGUUGGACCCCGACCGCUUCGCCGAGUUUGCCCGGAUCCUGUUCGCAAAGCAUCCGCUUCCACCAGACCUCCUCGCCGAUCUUUUGUUGCGUCCGACGCCCAGCUUCUGCUACGCGCCCGACAGACGAAAGCGGGCGUACCUGCACGAGCUCAAGGAGCAGGGCCGCCUGAGCGCGGGCGCCGUGCUGAAGGCAGCAUACAAGUACUCAACGGCACAUUCGCUGGUGCAGGCACAAACGCACGAUGCGGCCGUGUUUGCUGGCGACACAAUCAAGAAGGAGCAGAAUGGUGCCACAAAGGAGUCAAGGAAAAUCGCCCGAUGGAAGCAUUCGUACGAGUUUGAGGAGAACUUGCUGUUACGUCUUGCAAAGGCGGUGGACCAUGGCUCGGAAAUCAAGACUAGCAAGCAUGUCCUCGACGUGGCCAGGGUCAUAGCCAGGUGGAUGACGCUCUACACUGAAGCUGCGGCCGCUUUUUCGCGAGAUAUGUUUGGCUCUAUACACGGUCUUCAGGCUAAGGACGAGACCGAGAAGUCUCGAAACGCCUUUGUACUAUUUGUGUUCACUUUUAGUCAAAACCAGGUAGUUCUGUCUACACUGAAUCGCCCAAGCUUCGAAGGCAUCUGCAGAGCGCUUUCCGAGAGCUUGGAGCGUUUCCUCCCCUUGGUAAUGCAAGCGUCGUCCGAGAUCGCAGGGCAGUUGGAGCUAUUCCGGACGCAAACUCUCUCCAAGUUCUUGCCCGCAGAUAAGAAGGACGCGGCUGUGUCCGAGAUGAACAGCUACAUGGACAACCUCCUGGGUCUAGACAGCUUCCAGCUUCCGGAUCUGCCCAUAGUCAACUCGAGAGCAGGCUUAUACAUCUAUCUAAACGCUGCGCUUGUCGGUCGGCCUCUGCUCGACGAUGUCGCCCUGUUUACAUACCUACACAACAGAUAUCAGGGGGAUUUACAAUCGACAGCCGUACAACUCAUCCUGGCAUCCUUUGACAUCCUAGCAAACGCCGUCUUCCGCAACGAGGGGCCAAAAACCGGCCAUGUGCUUAAGUCUUACGUGGUCAACAAAGUGCCCCUGAUCCUAGUCUCGCUGGCGGCCUCGUCACCAAUGUAUCCCUUCAAUCCCGAGAUGUGCAUUACAGAAGCGUUGGGCCAGGUGGACACCAACGUGUUCCCCACGCUUUCCGGCAUGUUCGAAAUGAGCAACACAGGUUCUUCAUUUCACGAUUCGGUCCGGCAAGACUUUUGCUUCUCUUGCCAGCUCCAUGGAUUGCUUUCGCAGAGGGCAAUAGAAAGCCUUUUGGGAGAUAUAACAUACCAGUCCUUGCCAGAUGAAGGUCGUUACGUGAAGGAGAAUCUAGUUCAGUCAUGUCUCCAAGACGUGGAUAGAGCACAGAAGCUGAUUGCGGAGCUGGAUAAUAUGAAUGGGAAUGUGGGCGCAGCAGCGCAGGCUAUCAUUGAGGCAUGUGAUGCGGAUUCAAACGAGUGCUUCAACGGGUAUGCUGACCCGUGGCUACAGGUGAUUGGGAGUCUCUGCCGAAGCAAAGAAACGAUGACCCUCAAGCAGCUAUGCAGCCAGCUAGCCGGAAAGCCCCUGGCACUGGACGUCCUUCUUCUUUUCGAGAGACCGCAUAAGAUUCUGCACCCGCUGUGUGAGCUCCUUGAUAACUGGGGCGCGUAUGACGAGGAUCAGGGCGAAUACCAGCCCGUGUACGAGGAGUUCGGGUCAAUCCUGCUUCUCCUGCUCGCCUUUGUGUACCGGUACGGUCUCUCGCCGGCGGAUCUGGGCAUCCGCUCGCCAGACUCGUUCAUGGCGAAGCUUUUGAGCGGUGGCGAUCUCUGCCGGCCACUGGAGGAGCUGGACGACCAGGAGAAGGCCCACCUUGCCGGCUGGAUUCAUAGUCUUUUUGGCACCGAAGCCGGGGCUCUCGGGGAUGAGACCAUGUCGUCGUGUCCUCCGCAGGAUUUCUAUCUGCUAGUGCCCACUCUGUUCCACCAAGUUGUCCUCGCUCUAAGCGCCGGGCGUCUCAGCGACGAAAUGUUAAAAGGCGGAGUCGAGUACCUGGUUCAUGUCCUCCUGUUACCAUCUCUUGUCCCGGCGAUCUUGUACUUGUCGAACCAACUGUGGGCAGGCGGCCCCCAAAUACAGGGCGCCAUCAUCAAGAUGCUGCAGCUCAUCUUGCAACCAACAUCCAUCUCCAAUGAAGCAUCAGCCAUGCUCUCGUCUGUACUGAACAUUGUGGCCAAGCCGCUGGAGCACGCUUUACGGUCAUACCAACGCCAGGACCCCAAAUGCCAGGAGGUGGAGCCGCUCCUUCGCGCCAUCCAAGAGAACCUCUCAGUCUCGCGCCGAACAGGCGGCGCCGAUCACAACGAACUCGAGUCGUGGACCAGCGCGCACACGAACAUUAGCAACACGACCGCCGCCGCAGCAAACGGCAGCCCCGCCACCAAUACCGCCACCGUCGCGAACGGUGGCCUAUCCGCCGCCAUCCGUCACACGGUCCAGUCGCUGGUCCAAUGGGCCCAGCAUCCGCCUCUGAACGGCAUGCCCGCCACGUACACGCACCGCCAGACGCUCGUUGCGCUCAAGAUGCUCGGCGCCAAGCGUCUCCUGGCCAUCCUCCUCGACGAGCUCAAAUCCUUCGCCCACACCCCGCAGUCCAGCAUUGCAUACGACGUUGUCACGGCCAUGAUUUGCGCCCCGGACGCAGCGAGCGAUGCCGCGCUGACCGGUACUAGUAGUUUCGGUGGUGGCGGCGCUGGCAACGACGGCCAUGGGAGUGACGUGCACCACGCACCGUCGCAGCAGCAGCGGCGCAUCACGCUGCGCGAGGCGCUCAAGGCCGAGGCCGAGGGCUGCGCUCGGCGCAUACAGAAAACCGACCCUGUCCUGGCCGAGACGGUCGUCAGGCUCCACCGCCGCGUCGAGGCGCAGCUCGCCGUGCCGGCCCCCUCGGCGUCGUCGGCCGCCGUCGCCGCCGCCAUGCUGCAGGGGACUGAUGGCCUCGUUGGCGGGCUGGGCGUCGGCGGGCACGAUGCCCUGGGCGAUGCUAUUGCUGCUGCCGUGGCCACGGGUGCCGCUGCGGGCGAUCAUUCGGUUGUUGAUGCCAUGUCCCUGGAUACGGCUGGGUUGGAGGGGUCGGGGAUGGAUUUGGGUGGGUUGGGAAGCGCGACGGGUUCGGCGGCGGGAGGGGGGUUGGAUUUGGGAGGGGAUGAGAUCUUUGGUGGGUUGUCGGGGGCGAGUGAUUUUGGGGCGGAUUUUUCGGCGUGGGAUAUGGAUAUGAGUUGA
Canariomyces notabilis is the source of this 3714-nucleotide messenger RNA. RefSeq names its product Med5-domain-containing protein. The record is from RefSeq and is a predicted model, not a curated record. Lineage: Eukaryota; Fungi; Ascomycota; Sordariomycetes; Sordariales; Chaetomiaceae. Gene Ontology annotation, molecular function: transcription coregulator activity. Bases 349 to 3714 code for a protein of 1121 amino acids. The transcript is spliced from 4 exons. Gene Ontology annotation, biological process: regulation of transcription by RNA polymerase II. Gene Ontology annotation, cellular component: mediator complex.